AUAGCACACGGGUUCCUCUCCUGGGGGCGGAGUGGCGCUCCUUGCCCUCCGUGGUUUCCCUCUGAACUCCUUACUCUCUCUCUUCUCUUCAUCGUCCCCUUCACUCCCAGCCAUCAUCGCGCCGCCCCAAGUGACUCCCUUCCUCUCGCGUUCCCUGGGUCUGCGGUCCGCCUUCCUCCCCAGGUCGUAAAGGCUCAGCGACUGUUCAUGCCGCCAUGCAAUCUCAUACGCCUGUCUAAGCGUCGCGUUGGGACCCAGGUCAUACGUUCAGUCUCUAGUCGUCCGGGCCAGAUCUCCCGACAAGCCAUCCAAGAAUUUCGCCACCACGAUCCUGGGCUCGUUGCAGCCGAUAUCCUCGGCUAGCUGGUCCACUCGGCGGUACGACAUGCCCGCCAUCGAGACUUCUGUUUGUAAGAAACGCUUCAAGGAAGCUUUCUUAAUCCCCGACCGCCCCUGUCUGGCCUCUCUACAUAGCUCUAGCUUUGCUCCUGAAUGAAUCCACUACUCACAGAGCAUACACGCUUUCCUAUGAUAACGAGAGAACAAACAGAAGUAGCUACACAACUACGCACUCGCAGUUUUGUGGCUACCUCCUAGCAGAUCCACUCCGGAGCGCGCACCCCUCCCUCCCUUGGGAUCAGCCGCUGUCCGUUUCGGGUUUUUCUCCACCGUGAUGGCUCCAAGUCACUUUGCCAUCGACGCCGCCUCCUGCCUUCCUGCAUGCCUCCUCCCUUAACUGCUCUUGACCCGCCCAGCUGUACCCUUCCAGCCUGCCUCUCUCGCCAACUGUCGUACCGCCAUUCUGCUUCCCAACCUCGAUCUGAACACCCAUCACUGUACACCCCAAUUAUCACCAUAACUAUGUACACCCCUUUUUCUCCGACCCUUUUGCUUAAACCUUCCGAGUUGUCCCACGAUUUUCAUAACACAUUUGUUAUGUCAAAUCGUGCGACACAAUGGAUGACCAUGUUGAGGCGAGCCGCCAUGUCGAGGAUGGCGCGGAUGGUGGGAAGUUUACCGUGGGGGAAAAAGUGUCCCAGUAGUCGGUACCCCAGGUCUGAGUGAAUCCCUUGGCGACGUAGCGAGCUUUGUAGACGGGCGUUUCCCCUGGAAGCUGCUUGACUCGGAAGACCCACUUCCCUUGGACGACGUUUUUGUUGGCGGGUCGUGGGACAUCGACGAAGGAGGCAUUGCGUAUGAACGCUUCACACUCUUUCCAGAUGGCCGCCCACCAGUGGCGGGCAUCAGGACAGGUGGUGGCUUCACGGAAGUUUCCAGGCACGAAAUUGCGGAAGUGCCAGAGAAAGCGAAGACUGGGGAUCCUCCAAAGUCCAGAGUGACUGGAGCUAGGGUGGGGUGAUGUAUGUGAAGAUUGAGGAGUUCUUCAUGAGUAUCUUCGAGGAGACACGGAGGUGUAAGUGCUGCUGUUCGGCUGCUCUGCUGGUUCGCUGCUCGGCUGCGUUGUUGCUCGGCCGCUCUGUUGCUCUGCUUCUCUGCUGCGCUGUUGUUCGGCUGCUCUGCUACGCGGAGUGUUGGAGGUCGAGUGCUAUGGUGGAGGGCUGCGCGUCGGUAGACUUGGCCACCUACUGCGCCCCAUGGACAGGCCUGGACAGCGGGAGAGUUAAUGGGCCCCACUGUGCGUUUGUUCCGCAAGGGCGUGGUGGAGAGCAUGGCAGCAGAGGCGCUGUGGCUGCCUGCUGAUGUUAUUGCUGCUGCUGCUGCGGAUGCUGCUGUUGGUGCGGCUGACCCCGAUGCUGCUGCCAAGGCUGCUUCAGAGGCAGCAGCAGCAGCAGCAGCAGCAGCAACUCAAUCUGGGCAGGGAUUGGAUUCUCUCAAGCGAGUUUUCCUGCGCCUACUAGCCCUGACAGCAGAGUGGCAGGUGCGGGCCAACCAGGGGCACGUGGAGAAGGGGAAGAAUGCCCCCUUCGGCCUCCAUAUAGUCACACUGGGGGGUUCUAUAACGAGAGGCUUCAGCAGCAGAAGCUCUCAGGUGCGUCACCCCUGGCCGGACCUCCUCAUGCCCUUCGCAGUGACCGCCUUCCCUCAUCUCCGCAACUACGUCACCAACUCGGCUGUCAGGGCAUGCGGGGCCAUCUGCCCUGCCCUCAGCCUCCCUUCCUUCCUGGGAGACAACCCAGGCAUAGUGAUAACAGAGUUCAACAUAAAUGUAGGAGAGCAGUGGGACUCUACCCUCCUCUUGCGACAACUCUCUUUAUGGCCCUCCCGCCCCGCCCUGCUCAACCUCAACCUCUUCGGCUGCUCCUCCGCCUUCUCGCAGGACAGCGGCCCCGCCAGGGGCUCUGCUGGCUGUGACCCCAUCCCCACGCCCUCCUCCUCUGACUACGCUGCUGCCGCUGCUGCCGCUGCUGCCGUGCCCACGCUGAGUAUGGCCCGUGCGCUCACCCCGUUCUGGCGCCCGCCGUCCGUUCCCCGGUGUGACAAUAGCGAGGGGAGCAGCGCAGGGAGCAGUGGGAAUGAUGCCGGUGGUGCUGGUGGUGUAAGUAGUGGUGGUGGUGUGGGGAGUGGGAGUGGUGCGGCAGUGAGGUCAGCAUGGGUGGGGCUGGUGGCGGGGGCGUGUGAGAGGGAGUGCACGCUGCCCAAGGGCAGGUGCCCCCCGUCAGGCGACCGGCCCUUCUCGCGGCCCUGCACUGCUUGUGUGCAUGCGUGCUAUGCCAGGGAGGGGUGGGGGGUGACAGGGUUGGCAGGGGACGUUGGUGAGGCAGGAGAGGCCGGAGGGGCAGCAGAAGCGGAGCUCUCAAGCCUUGGUGUCAACCGGCUAAUAGGUUGCUCGGGUCAUGAACUUGGUUCGCUCUACCCACCUGGCCAAACACCUGCAGCUGCUGCUGCCACUGCCGCUGCUGCUGCCACUGUUGCUGCUGCUAGUAACUCUGAAGCGGGAAAUGCAGCAGUAGGCGGGCGGCCACUUUUGGAAGUAUCUGUGGAAACGGUGCUGGGUGCCGACCGGGUGCACAUGGUGCAGUUUGGACACGAGCUGGCAGCGGCGGUGGUGGUACGGCAUCUAGUGUCAUCUCUGCUGGCGCUCACCCCUCGCGACAUCGAACAAUUCCUAGAAGAGGAACAGAAGGAGCAGCAGCAGGAGCAAGCUUCAACCGGUCAAAUUCAGCCAUGGGCGCACAUGAGGCCAGAGCGAGGGCAGUGCUUCUCCACCAACUGGGGCGACUACCGACAGAAGCACCGGUGCCCCAAACUUAAAGCCAUCAGCGGGCAGGUCUCUUUGAAGUCCACCCAGCCCGGGUGGAUGCUGUACCCCAUCUCCCGCGACAAGGAGGCGUUCGUAUCUCACUCCCCCAAUGCCACUCUCACCUUCGCCAUUGAUGUGAAUCUCAGGGCCGGAGGGCGGCUGGCGUUUCUAUUUCUGAAGGCGCAGGAUCUUGGGCCUGGUUUGGUGCACGUGGCAUGGGGGGGUGGGGGUGGGAAAGGUGGGGGAAGUGGUGGGGAAGGUGGAAGGAUUGGGCCGAUUUUGUUGAAUUCGGAGGCGUGGAGAUCGCCGACGAGGGUUGUGGGAGGGCAGGUGUUGCCGGGAGUGGUGCCGAGAGGGAGAGUGGAGGUGUCUGUGACUGUCGUACCUGGUGUGGAUGGGGGGCCACAAGGGUUUGGUGUGAUAGGCGUGUUUGUCCUGUCGGGUUUGCUUCCGGAUUCCAUGUUUUCAUGACACAGUUGAUGUGCUUUACCAUUGAUGUAUAGGCCAAUAUAUAUUUUGCUUUGUUUCGAUUUCGGAAUCAUAACUCUGGCUCCUGCACAGCAUAAAGAGCCACGGCAUGAGCAAGCUCGAGCUGACUAUAAUAUCUCAAAUCCAGGGCUGACUUUAUCAGACUAUUUACUCUGAUUAGUCUGAAAUCUCAGACCGGUUUUUUGGCUAAACCUGAAUUUC
This is a messenger RNA of Closterium sp. NIES-67, 3892 nucleotides long. Lineage: Eukaryota; Viridiplantae; Streptophyta; Zygnematophyceae; Desmidiales; Closteriaceae. The record is from the annotation of a GenBank genome assembly.